AUGAUCAACACUUUUAAGCUGGAAAAAGAUGACUGGUUCAACAAAUUGUAUGGUCUUAAAGAAAAAUGGUGUACAACUUUAAGUAAAGUUUUUUUUUCUGCCGGUAUACUUUCUUCACAAAGAAGUGAAAGUACAAACCAUGCUGUUGGAUUUAAAGCAAAUAAAAGUACAACAUUAACAGAGUUCUAUAGUAUUUUUCAAGCUACAAUAAAUCGAUGGAGAAAAACCGAAGAAAAAGACGACUUUGACUGUACAAGGGGAAUACCAACUUCAGAGCUAAGUAUGAGUGCUAUAUUAAAACAGGCAGCAAAUGUAUACACGAUAACACUUUUCCGUGAUUUUGAAGAAGAGUUCAAGCUUUCUGUGGCAAGUAGUACAAUGUUCAAGGGAAGUGUUGGAAGAACAGUGUUUUUUGAAGAUCAAGGCAAGAAGUUCAAUACAAAAUGGAAGAUUCAACCGUCACUUGCACAUGCAAAAACUUUGAAGAAUCUGGAUGAUCGUUACAUAACAACAAGAUGGACUAGAUAUGCAAAGAAACAUAUAUGGGAAAGGGUUGAUACAAUAAAAAGGGAGAAAGGUGAAAUCAACAAUUUUACUGGUUGGAGAUUACAUAUGAUCAGAAGAUACUAUAACAUAAUUUUGAAAGGGCAUAAGAUAGCAAAGGCCAGAAAAUUUAUCGAGGAGAAGUUUAAAACGGAUAAUAAAGCAGUUGAUGAAAUCAUAAAAAAGGAAGAAGAAAGGAAGGCAAAAGAAGAAGCUGCAAAGAUAGCAGAACAAGAAAAGGCAAAAGCUGAAGCACAACGACAAACACAAGACGAAGAAUCAACUAAUUCUGAAAUAACAAUUGUGCUUGAUCCUGAUCGUGCUAAUACUAAAGGAAAGAGUAAGAAGAGAAUAAAUGGUCAAUAUGACAAUUACAAGCAGCCAUAA
This is a messenger RNA of Spinacia oleracea (spinach), 930 nucleotides long. Its product is annotated as protein FAR1-RELATED SEQUENCE 9-like. The transcript has 4 exons. The coding region runs from base 1 to 930 and encodes 309 amino acids. Lineage: Eukaryota; Viridiplantae; Streptophyta; Magnoliopsida; Caryophyllales; Amaranthaceae. The record is from RefSeq and is a predicted model, not a curated record.